AUGGAGCAGGAUCCAUAUUCCAAAAGGGGCCGGUUGAUGGGCAAGCUGUUUGGGAGGGAUCGCAAGACGUCGAACCCAAGCCAUUCCUCUGGAAACGAGGACCUGAACAACUUCUUCCACGGCUCCCACGACAACCUCCCCGUCACGGUUAAUCACCCCGGUCCGCAAUUGUUGGCCAAGCUGGACACCUCCACCGCCAGGCGAUAUCCCAACGCCGCCGAGUACGGUGCCCAGCAACAACCCCAGCCGACACUCCAGCCAAGCGUCCCCAUUCGUACGCGCUCUCACAGCCCUCGGGUACGAAACAAAAAGGGCCUGGUCGUUAGAUUCGUCGAUACUUUCCCCGAGGUAAUUGGUGAUGGCGGCGAUGAGUGCAGUGUUCCUACGGCCGAGAUUGGGAAGAGGAAGAGGGCGCAAUCCGCCCCGCCGCCGGCGCAGCUGCAGAAGAUAGCUCGCCUUCGUGAGGGAGAGAGGGAGAGGGCGUAUUCGGAGACUCAACAGGAGGAGUUCGUCCCGCAAGCCAUGAGACGUACACAGACCGGUUUCUCCACCAUUUCGGAUUCCCCUCCACAGCCAGCACCUCCUAUGCCCCCGGCUCCAGAACCAAGCCGUGAUCUGCCACCCGAGCCACCUCAAAACGAGCCUACUCUGCCUGUUAUGCCUGCGGGAACACCCAAAACCUCUAGAUUCCUGGACACGUCGGUGGUUUCUAACGACGACAAGAGGAAGUCUUUCAUCGAAAUAAAUCAGGCGAAGCAGCGCCAGGCUGAGGGCAUGGCAUUCGCACAAGCCGUGCGCCAGUCCUCCGCUCAUUCCCUAGAACACCAGUGGGAGGAAGUCAGGCAGAGUGGCGUUGGCCCUGGCACGCCUACUGACUCCCGGGCAUCAGCGGCGUCGUCAGGCGGCGCUGAGUCGCCGGAGAGCCAAUUUAGAAGGCCGCCGGUAGAACAGAGCCCUACGUCGUCAAACUACUCCCAUGCAUCUACCUCCAGCCCGGCCGUUUCACAGCGAUGGCCGUCCACCAGAGAGCCACCCAGGCCGAGCGAAUCUCCGACGAAGCGAAACGUGGCUGUGCCUGACGUUGCCGCGCCCGUCGACGACGCUCUGGACAUAUUCGUUGCUCGAACCCGUCACUUGUUUGAGCUGUUCCGUCUGCAUGCCGACGCAGUGAAACCUAUGCUCUCAUGUUUGCCAGACGAUCUUGCUCGAGCGGCACUUUGGUGGUUUUUGAAGGGCAGAAUGGCACUGGAAAUGUCUAUCAGAGAGACGCCGCAGACACCACAGACACCACAGACCCCAGGGCAAGUCUCAGCAGCUCGCCAACAGGCAUAUGCAGACCUGGCCAAGGCAUAUUUCCUAUUUGAGGAAGUCCUGCCCGAGGUGAUGGGCCAGAAGAGCAGCUCCGUCGAUGCAGAAGUCCAGGAAGUCGGCCAAGCGAUAACGUCGCAGCUGAGAAAGCUUUCCUCUUCAAUGAAGCGAAACGGAUUCUUGCCUCCAGAGGAUGCCCUGUUGCCCCAAACACUGGACAGAUCGAUUUGGCUGGAGUAUCCUGCCAUCAGUCAAGAUGUUGUCUCCUUACUGUGGGGCUCCCGAGGAGGGUCUCUUGCACUGCAGCAACCUGUCACGAGGAUGCCGCUGCUCGCAGCUUUGCCACUGGGUGACUCAGUCGACAUGUUCUGCUACGGUCGCUAUUUUGUGGACGUCUUCCUCAUGGAGCAAGGGAUGGAGAGCCACCCGCUUCGUUUCCCUUGCCUCCUCUCUGUGACAAGAGCUACAAAGCAAUCCAGCCUCGACUUCUGUCUCGCAAGCCAGAAUGGCGCAGUGCAAUUUCGCAUACAGAGCAACAAAGCGGCAGGUCCAACAUGGGAGGAUGUGAAGUGGAGGGUGGAGAAAUGCUCUCUCGAGGUCAAAUUGCCUCGUGGCUUUGCGCUUGCUACUCAGUGUAGACCACAGGAUUUCAAGAUGCUCUGGAGCAUGCAGGACUUCAACGCCAAGUCGCUUGCGACGCUUCAACCGCGGCAAGAAGAGGACAUUGUUUUCAAGUCAACUCUGCGCAGCUUCCAAUAUUUCGACUCCAACGCCCAAUCAGCCACGUUCCCCAGGGAGGCAGUUCGAGCUUGCGAUAUCGGCCUCUUCGAAAAGAUCCUCAAGGAAUCGUCGCCGACAGGACAAAGAAGCUAUCAUCGGGGCUUCCGCCUGGCUGUGGUGACCGGCCCGAGCACGAAGGUACUGAGUGCAGUAAAUCACGUGUACAGUCCACAGACGCCAGUCCAAUUCGGAUUUUUACGCGGCGAGCACAACGAACCGGCUCUUCUACUCAGAUUUGAUGAUGGAAACUCAUCGGGCAGGAUGGUGAUGGCAUUCAACGACGAACCUGAGCGUCUUCGUUUCCACAACAUCUUGGUCGGCACAGUUGUCCAACAUGACGAGAAGGUUCACUCCGAAGUGCCUAUCACUGGAUUCGCAUUGUCUCAGAACGUAAGGUCAGGGCCUUUGAAGGGCUUCUCUCAGCUGCCUUGGUCAAGAGUCAGGAUUAUCAAUGAAGACGCUGAGGACGAAAUCCCGGAAACCGUGCUGGCUGAGAAGCUCAAGAUCGUGGUUGACUUCAAAUGCGGUACCAUCACUGACAGGGUCAAUGUUGAACCUGGAGAGUUGAAGCUCAGGCUGCCCGUCAAAGACAAAUUGAGUCUUUCCAUUUUACGGCAGCCACAAAAAGACUUGACAAUUGCCUUGUCGGAAUCUCAGGUUCCAAAGCAGACCCCAGAGGAUAUGCACCAGGCGCUGCAGCUAACGAGCCGCGCGCCUUCGGUGCGAACACUCACUUUCACCAGUCAAAGGAACCUGCACGAGUUCCAAGAGGCUUUGACAGGGUUCAAGGUGCUGUUCGAUGGAAUCGCAGCAACGCUGGCCAUCUCCCGGCGGCGCAUGGUGGUGCCAAUUUACAAGAAAUGGGAGGCAGGAGCAACAAGGAUCCAGGUCGUACAGUCAGAGAACAUCAUCCAGGUGCUGGCCUUCUUCGAGGACUUCCAUCAUGGUGAAAGCAUGAGCUUUCCCCUGAAGCCCACCGAUGUUUUCGAGGCUGUAAGCCGCAAUAAGCUGUCUGGCAUCAAGAUUGACGAUGCAAAGUUCCCUCUGCCUCGCAGGCCGGAAGAGCAUGGAGAGUCAGCAGACGACCUUGCGUUCGUGUGCUUGGAUCUGCCUGAGAUACCAGGGGAGCAUGACGAUAUCACGAUAUUAUUUGAGAGUGAAGAGGCGCGCGACGAUCUGAUCCGGUGCCUGCCAGCACCAGUAAAGGGGUCCAGACUGUCAAGGAUAUCUGGAAGGUAG
Molecule: messenger RNA, 3327 nt
Organism: Diaporthe citri
Lineage: Eukaryota; Fungi; Ascomycota; Sordariomycetes; Diaporthales; Diaporthaceae
Exons: 2
Coding region: 1-3327 (1108 amino acids)
Source: RefSeq, a predicted model, not a curated record